CAGGCACGCAUCAACAUGGCGCUGUGCGGAGAGACGCGGCGAAACUGGAGGAAUAUUUAUGUCUUUUCUCUGCUUAUUUUCCUUCGACUACUAGCCCGCGGCUGCCAUUCAGCCCCGACUCUCGUAACACAACCUGCUCCCAUUGAUGAUUUGAAAACCCCGUCAACUAGUGUGAGUUUGACAACUUCGAGUCCAGCGCCCACAACAACAGCUGCGAAGAGCCCGUCUCCCUCUUCUGCAGAUGUAAACGCAUUAAUCACAGUUCCAAAAGACAGCAGCUCAGAAACCACUGAACUGAAACAAUCUUCAGACACACCGAAGGAUACAUCGGUCACCGAAUUCGCAUCCUCUAGCGACAAAGUGGCAGGUCCGACCAAGAACGAAACCCAAAAAGAACCGAGUGAGGCAAAGGGAAAUAUACAGGGCCCCACACAAGCCCCUCCCUCGGAUACCACUCCAAACGCUCCUACAGUAACUACCACAGUAGCUACCACAGUAGCUCCCACAGAAGCUCCCACCACUACUGUCAAAGUUGUCCAACCAACCAAAGCUUUAUCGAGUGGACCAGAAUUACCAUAUUCUGAUGACAAACUCACAAACGCACCAAGCACAUUCCCUGUGGACAGCACAGACCCGCUGCUGUCCACCGACAAGCGGCCAGAAACUACCAUAACUGUGGAAAAUGACCCAUAUGAAUAUGACAAAGACGAUGACGAAGAAGACGAUGACGACACCUUUCUGGAAACUGACAAUGCUGACAUUAAAUAUGAGGAAAAUGACAACACCAAAGACCUAAUGGACAUCAAGCCGCAGUCCAAUGAGAUGGAUGUGACUCGAUAUAACGGACCAGACGUCUACAACGCGGACGAUCAGGACUCGCACUUCUUCUUUCAUCUGGUCAUUCUAGCCUUCCUGGUGGCCAUUGCCUACAUCACCUAUCACAACAAGAGGAAGAUCCUCCUCCUGGCACAGAGCCGACGGUGGAAGGAUGGCUUAUGUUCCCGUAACACCGUGGAGUACCACCGCCUGGACCAGAACGUGAACGAGGCGAUGCCGUCCCUCAAGAUGACCCGAGACUACGUCUUUUGAUUGACGUUCAGUGAAAUGAAACCUUCUGGCCCUCAGGCCCGGUGAUUUGCAUUGUCAAGAUGAUAUAUGAUUUGUUGUGGAGGCUUUCUCUCGCUUUACGGGCCAGAUGGAGAACAGGGGAUAUAACUUUCUUUCUUUUUUGGUCUUCUGGCCUUCAUCUUUGUUUAUGGUAUUUAAAUGUAAAUUGCUGUUUUCUUAAUUGAUAAUUUGAUUUAUUAGGGACCUUGUGUUGGAGGGUUUCAGCCUUACGUACCUGUUUCUCUGUCUUGAAGUGUCUUAAUUUUAAUGCUCCGUCUAUAAUUACACAACUGUUAGUUAGAACGUCAUUCCAGAUGAUCGGGGUUGUUGAAUUAGAUGCUUAUUUCAGCCGUAGGCGAGGUAUGAAUUGACGCAAAGAGCACUUUUAGUUGCAAGCAUACUCGCAUGUAUACAAUGAUCAGUCCAAAAUUUGAAACGAGACAUGUUGGCACUGGAAAAGUUUACCGGUAUGGUAAACCGGCAAACACUAGCAUUAACAAUUACAUUUGUUUUGGCAUAAAUCUUACAUAUGUUCUCCCGAAAAACACUUAUUUUGGCUCCGUUCAUUAGCUGCUUUAUAUUGAAAUAAAUUCCUUAGUUGGAUUUCCAAUUUGACUUUAUUUUGUGUAAGUAAUGUUAACUCCUUAAGACAAUGUGGCAAAUUGAGCUAUACAUAAAAUAUUACAUUAGGGAGGGGUUCGGGGUAGAUUUUUACCAACAGGUUUUUUUUUUUUGGUUGAAAGUUUUAUUCUCCUUAAAAGGUACCACCUCCACAUCUAUCUGUCAGAUUUUGCUUUUCCGAGAUGCUGCAGGUGGCCGUUUGUUUUAUGGCUUCAAUGAAGUCUUUGUAAGCACGUCUUAAUUUACAUAAAAUUAAACUGUUCCCCUAUGUUCACACAGCUUUAGUUUUUAUUGCCCGCUGCCCCUUACUUUAGGAACUUUGCAAUAAUUUGCAUGGCCUGAUGUCUACGAGGCCAUGGGAACACAAGACAGACAAGAAAAUAUAAACAGUCCAUUCUUGUAUUUAUCACAGCGACAUGUCUGUUGCCAUUUAAUGCCUUCACUUUUGAUGCCAUAGCUACAUGAGCUCAGAUAUAUCAAUCUCUUGCUACCCUGUCGGAUGUUUUCAAGAGUCUUGUCUGUACACAAGGUCUGCAGUGGAUAUACAGAUUUGCACUACGCUGUUCAGUUAUGUUCACUAUAAGGGGAAGGAUUCCCUGUUGAUCAACACUGCUUCUGCAAUCAACAAACUGUACAAUCUCUUUAUUUCUUUCCCCAAUAAAGCACAAAUUGUAUAAAUGC
Messenger RNA from Cololabis saira (Pacific saury), 2409 nucleotides. It is a transcript of the gene c14h5orf15, whose product is annotated as chromosome 14 C5orf15 homolog. The transcript has 3 exons. NCBI's taxonomy places the organism in Eukaryota, Metazoa, Chordata, Actinopteri, Beloniformes, Belonidae. The record is from RefSeq and is a predicted model, not a curated record. The coding region runs from base 16 to 1089 and encodes 357 amino acids.